Molecule: messenger RNA, 1040 nt
Organism: Lingula anatina
Lineage: Eukaryota; Metazoa; Brachiopoda; Lingulata; Lingulida; Lingulidae
Biological process (GO): spindle assembly; centrosome cycle
Cellular component (GO): centrosome; HAUS complex
Source: RefSeq, a predicted model, not a curated record
GGUUUCCAUGCGCAGACGGAAGUGAAUUCGAACUGAUGGCGCUAAGUUUAGUGCGGUCACUUUCUGCUUAAAAUAAGAAUAAUUUGGAUGCAACACUAUACUAGCACAUACAGUAACUGAGAGUGAACACAAAGAUGAGUUGUGCCAAGGAAGACGUGGCAGGACAGCUACACCAGUGGGCCUUGGAGGAGAUGCAUUUCAGACCCCAGGGAAGACAUGUCAACUCCAAACUCCCCUCUGUUGAUGAUUUCAGAAACAUAUGUCGGGGUCAAAUGGUUGACAUCUGGAAGUUUGUCAUACAACAUGUGUAUUCAGCACAAACUGUGCAGAAAGUUAAAGGAAACCUUGCCCUUAAGCACCAGCAGUUGUCCACCCUGUCGUACAGAGUGAAGUACCAAGGAACAGAGCAGUACUCUAGUGAGAGAGAUGAACUUCUGGAGACCAAGAGAGCACUGACAGCUGAGCUAGCCAGCCUCAAGUCUGAUGUUCAUCAUGUGGAGAGGGAUCUAAGUAAACUGAAGAAGGACAUUCUGGGCACAGAGCAAGCUUAUAGGGAGUCGUGUACAGCACUAGGAGAGUUACGUAGACGCAGUGCGCUACUGAAGGCGCACUCACAGCAGUGCGAGGAGCUGCAUGAUUGUUACCAAGAGUUUGAACGACGCAUGAACGGGAAAAUUGAAAAGUACAAACAGUUGCAGAGCUAUGGACACUGGAGGACAGACUUGCCUCCCAGUAAAGACUUUGUGGAGAGCACAUUUUACAGCAGGAAGAGAGAAGAAGGAGAGAGGGAAGUAACAGCAGUGGAAGGGGCAUGUGCUAAACAUGUGCGUGAAACCUGUGACUCUAUAGGUCAGUUUCUGCAGCAGGUGCUGCAGGGGUCAUUUGGCAAUGACAGAAUCACUCUAGCACAGAGGAAGGACCUCCUGUGGAAAGACAUAGAGAUGGUAUUCUCAGAGUACCCAGUGAAUCAGAUAGUGACCUCCCUGGUCUCCAAUACACAGUAUUGUAUUGUAUCUAACACAUAUUAUAUUAUAUUAUAG